Messenger RNA from Colletotrichum paranaense, 1191 nucleotides. RefSeq lists its product as uncharacterized. The record is from RefSeq and is a predicted model, not a curated record. NCBI's taxonomy places the organism in Eukaryota, Fungi, Ascomycota, Sordariomycetes, Glomerellales, Glomerellaceae. The coding region runs from base 1 to 1191 and encodes 396 amino acids. The transcript is spliced from 2 exons.
AUGCAAUUCCUCAAGUUCACCGCUGCGGCCGCCGCUCUGUUGGGCCAGGCUUCCGCGUUCCCUCCCGGCCCUGGAUUCGGUUUCCCGGGCGGGGGAGGAGGCCCGGACUCUCAGCCGGAUAGGGAUGGCUGCGUCGACUCCGAGGCGGCGUACAUUCGCUCCUACUUCUACGUCGGAGGCGGGUACGUCGACGAUGGUUCCGGUGGUCACAUCUUCCGCGAUCAGAUGUACGUUGAGAAGUUGCUCCCCACGACUGGAGUUUCCCAGGAGACGCCGAUCGUCCUGAUCCACGGUCAGGCCCAGACGGGUAGCAACUUCUACAACAAGCCCGAUGGCGGUAGAGGUUGGGCCUCUCACUUUGUGAGACAGGGCUUCGAGGUCUACAUCGUCGACCAGACGCUCCGUGGCCGCUCCGCUUGGAUGCCCGCCUACGGCGCCUCCAAGCCCUCGACGUACUCCGCCGAGAUCAUCCAGCAGCGCUUCACCGCCGUCAAGGAGUACAUGCUCUGGCCCCAGGCUGUCAACCACACUCAGUGGCCCGGUACCGGCAUGAUGGGUGAUGAGGUCUUCGAUGCCUUCUACAGCUCCAACGUCCAGUUCAUCAAUAAUGCCACCUACCAGCAAACGACCGUCCAGGCCGCCGGUGCCGCCCUUCUCGACAAGAUCGGCAGACCCGCCGUCGUUCUCGGUCACAGCCAGGGCGGUCUCAUGCCCAUCAUCAUCGCCGACGCCCGCCCCGAGCUAACCAAGGCUCUCAUCCUCCUCGAGCCUACCGGCCCUCCCUUCCAGGAGGCUGUCUUCAGCAACAAGUCCGCCCGCGCCUACGGUCUCACUGACAUCCCCGUCACCUACUCCCCUGAAGUCACGGAUCCCACCACCGACCUCGUUCAGCAGACCUACCCUGCCAAGGGCGAGAACUAUGUCCAGUGCGUGCUCCAGGCCGAGACCCCCGCCCCGCGCCAGCUCGUCAACCUCGCCGACAAGCCCAUUCUCCUCGUUACCUCUGAGGCGUCCUACCACGCUCCCUACGACCACUGCAGCGUCGAGUUCCUUCUCCAGGCCGGCUGCAGCAAGACGGAGCACCUCGAGCUCGGCGAGGCCGGCUUCCACGGCAACGGCCACAUGUUCUUCAUGGAGAAGAACAGCUACGAGAUCCAGAAGACUCUUCGCGAUUGGAUCCAGGCCUUGUAA